AUGGAACGAGACAAGCGGGUCGGUCCUGGUCAUUGGAGGGGGUGCCACAACUUCACCGAUAUCAUUUGCGAUGGAUCUCCUAGAGACAUGUCCACUGCCCGCUCAGGGGGCCUCAAAAUGGGAGGCACCUACUGGUACUACUACGUGCUAGACGACGAUGUGGAAUUCUUUAACCAGGCCGAACCCGUUACCUCUCUCUGUCCCCUACUCCCCGGACAACCCGUCAAUGUUCUCCAAGUGCCCAUCAUUCUCCCCGAUACACGAGCAGCCCAGGCCGGCGAUGACAGCGCCGGCGCCCUGAACGCCGAUCAGCGGACAAUGAAUCCAGACGACAAAUACAUGAACCCGCGAAGACCUCCUAAGCCGAAGCUCCGUUUGCGCACGUCGCCUCCCCUGUUGCAACAGCCGGCUCCAAAUUGGUCAUUCAGCACUUCUCCAUUGGGCCUGAUUACCAACAAGAGUGUCUCCCAGCCGACCAGCUCAUCGGCAAGGGGCAAGAAACAAGAUGCGGCCAAAGGCUCAUCCAAGCCCGCGCGGUCGGUGUCUCCACCGCGCUCUCGAGGCUUGCGGGCAGCGUUCCGGCAAUGGAAUGCGUCGUCGCCGGAUCUCGGUGCCGCGUACAGUCGAGAUGGCGAACUUGAGAGACCAGUGGCGGCGUCCGGCUAUAUGGCGCUUGGAACAUCCCGCGAUUGCCAUCGUGGAUUCGAUCUGCAUUCUCGAAACGGCUCCAGGAGUCUGUCAUCCAAUGCGACCGACCCGCAGAAUGACGUUACUCCAAGACGCCCCGCAUCUACUUGCGAGCCUGGUUUCAUGCCAUUGUCUAUUCGGGACCGGCGUGCUCUGAACUCCAAAUCGGCGGAGCACGCAUUACCUCGGAAUCCAUUGACUGUGCAGACUAGGCCAGAUAUCAAGAUUUCCGCCGUUGUCGAUAGUCGCAAUAUUCAUUCCCAUGCGACUCAGGAGUCGAUCUCGUCUUUGGAUUCGCUUGUGUUACAGCCAACGGCGACUAUUCCUCGUCCGUCAGAAGAUGCGACGACACCCACUGCCUUCAAUUUCCGUGAGAAGCGCCUGCCCACGCUACCAAACUCGCCAUCUUCCGUUAUGGACGAGGCGCUCCGUGAACUGGAAGAACGAGAGCGAGAGCUGGACACCGAGUACCUUGGCAGUCACUUUUCAGAUUUCAGUGAAACGGACGACUCAAUCGCCAGCGACUCACCCUGCGAGAGAAGCCACUUCUCGGAGUGGAGUACUGACACCGAGUUCGUUUCGCCAGAGUCCAUGACAUCCUCGCAAGCAUUCGGCGACGAUAACCAAAACUCCCCUGUUCCGGACACCUUGGAAGUGCCCGACCUAUGGAAAACCUCGGCUCCGACCGAAGCCAGCGAUCCCGAUACUCCCCAUCUCACCGUCAAUUCCAAACUAUCCCCUACGACGGUUGGGACCGACUCCCCGCGACUGGAGCUCCCCCUUCCUCAGCUAACAAGACAUCCUUUCCUGGCCAGUCCGUCAUGCAGGAAAUGA
Messenger RNA from Aspergillus terreus NIH2624, 1521 nucleotides. RefSeq lists its product as uncharacterized. NCBI's taxonomy places the organism in Eukaryota, Fungi, Ascomycota, Eurotiomycetes, Eurotiales, Aspergillaceae. The transcript is spliced from 3 exons. The record is from RefSeq and is a predicted model, not a curated record. Bases 1 to 1521 code for a protein of 506 amino acids.